AUGGAUAAGGUGUUGAGAUUAGCAAAACCAGUCCUGUGUAGAGCUGCCAAAAAGCUCACUGGUGUCACUAUGGAUCGUGGAGGGACUGUGUUCCCUGAAAAGCAAAAGCAAACAUCUCAGGUUAGGAGUUCGCUGGACUUCGAUGGUGAAGUUACCAUCGAUGGGAUUGUCUACAACAAAUUUCAAGUCCAGCCUUAUGCUGGAAGAAUCCCUUCUUCGAUAAGUUCCUGGCGCGAGAGAAAUGGCGGUACGCAUGCUGUUAUGGGAAGCAUGUACGUGAAGAAGGGUGGGGACGAGUUGGACGUCUCAGAUGCUUGGGAUAAAUUCGUUGAUGAGUUCAAGCAGCAAGGAAAGUGA
Messenger RNA from Trichophyton rubrum CBS 118892, 357 nucleotides. RefSeq lists its product as uncharacterized. The transcript has a single exon. The coding region runs from base 1 to 357 and encodes 118 amino acids. NCBI's taxonomy places the organism in Eukaryota, Fungi, Ascomycota, Eurotiomycetes, Onygenales, Arthrodermataceae. The record is from RefSeq and is a predicted model, not a curated record.